CCUCUCGCCGGUUGCAGCCUGCCCUCAAGAGCGUGCGGCGCGAGGUACUGAACGCCAGUACACCAAAACUGAUGUCGGAGAGCAAUUCAUCGACAAGCUGAACAACAGAACCGGAGAUCAGCGGGAUAGGAAGUUGGCACUCUUAUUGUGUUGGAAUGGAGCCAGCGUCAGACGCAUAGAUUCAGGUGGUCGUAUUGAGGCGUCUGUCAACAGUAAGCAGCACAGCAUCCAUGAAGGCUUUUGCAUAUUCACUUUGAUGUCACCAAUAUGCCAACAUCCUGUCGAAGACACGCCGUAAGCGGUUCUGUGAGAAGCAAUGGAACGCAGUGACAUGUUGACCAUGAUAAGAUAUCUCAGCGGAUUUUCUUUUCAAUCACACUAGACAGUAAAGAAGCCUAUUAUUUAGGAUUGAUGUCCCAUCCCAUGUGGCAGGGGCGGCCUCAACAUGCACCGUCCAAUCUGAGACAUCCAAUGUCAGCCUGGUCAUAGAGUUUCCGAUGCUGCCGCCACCUGUAAAGCCAACAAAGUAGAGAUGCCUUCUAAGGUCUCCUGUUUGUACUUGCUGACAGUGGUUUGCUGGGCCAGUGCUCUCUGGUACCUGAGCGUGACCCGCCCGUCCACUUCCUAUGUGGGCCAGCUGAACAUCCCGAUUCGCAAGGCACCCAAGAUGAGUAAGAACACCACCUUCGGUAACUACCGCACUCGGUCUCUGAAUCCGCAUGACUUUGACUACCUCAUCAACGAUGCCAAGAAAUGUGAGACGGAGACCCCUUUUCUCGUGAUCCUGAUAAGCACCACCCACAAGGAAUUUGAUGCACGGCAGGCCAUAAGAGAAACGUGGGGUGACGAAAGUACAUUUCCUGACGUGCGUGUGGUCACGCUCUUCUUGUUGGGUCGCAGCACGGACGCUGUCCUUAACCACAUGGUGGAGCAGGAGAGCCAGAUCUUCCACGACAUUGUCGUUGAGGAUUUUAUUGACUCUUACCACAACCUGACUCUCAAGACACUGAUGGGAAUGCGCUGGGUGGCCACCUUCUGCUCUAAAGCCCAAUAUGUUCUCAAAACAGACAGUGACAUCUUUGUCAAUAUGGAGAACCUCAUCUACAACCUCCUCAAACCCAGCACCAAGCCCAGGAGGAGAUAUUUCACAGGCUACGUCAUCAACGGCGGGCCAAUCAGAGACAUGCGGAGCAAGUGGUACAUGCCGAGAGACUUGUACCCAGACAGCAAGUACCCACCAUUCUGCUCCGGCACUGGCUACGUGUUCUCGGCAGAUGUAGCCGAGCUCAUCUACCAAACCUCACUACACACCAGGCUGCUACAUCUGGAGGACGUGUAUGUGGGAGUGUGUCUGCGUAAGCUGGGGAUCCACCCCUUCCAAAACAGCGGUUUCAACCACUGGAAAAUGGCUUACAGCCUCUGCCGCUAUCGCCGAGUGGUCACCGUUCAUCAGAUCUCCCCUGAAGAGAUGCACCGCAUUUGGAACGACAUGACCAGCAAGAAACAUCUUAAAUGUUAGCAGGACUCCUCCAGCCUCACUCUGUGAGUCAGGGAGCUAUUGAUUGACCUUCUAUCUAUCUAUCACUUCUCCAACAUCGGCAAACACUGUACAGCACAAAGCACUGCGCUGAAAGGAGAGUAUUGACAAACCAUUCAGGGCUUUGUCCAAAUACUGAUUGCUUUGCCGGGAGUUCCUUUAGCACAACGCCAAACAUGCCUGUCUGUAACCUCCAUUUUGUCAAGUGUUUUUAUGUGCAUCCAACCUUGCACACUCGCUUGUACGGAGGUGGUGGGCGUCAUGCCUUUGUUUUUAAUCACCAGGAGUAUUAACGGUGACCAGUGAUUGGAUCAAGACCAACACACGUCAUUCAAGUGACUGCGUUUGCCAUUUGCGUUGAACUCAAGUUCUACUGAAUGUAUGUGUAUCUUCUGCUGUACUAAAGCCAAGUUUCCACCAGGUUCCAUCAGUUCAUGGCAGGUUAUGUUGGUGUGUUAACCAGUUCACAGAUGGCAAUACCGUAUUUUCCGGACUAUAAGGCGCAACGGACUUUAAGGCGCAACUUCAGUGAAUGGCCCAUUUUAAAACCUUGUCCAUAUAUAAGGCGCACCGGACUAUAAGGCGGACCAUUAAUGCAAUCACAAUAUAAUAACUUGAAAUAGUGAAAACAAUAACAAUAUAUGAAUAAUAUUAAUAUCACACAACACAUUUGGCCCGCGAGCCGGAAGUUGGUCCAUAUCUAAGGCAUAUAUAUAGGUGUGCCUUGUAGCCCGGAAAAUACGAUACUUACGUAAACAUAUCAGUUAAAUUGACAAAAGGGUGCCAAAACAAUACCACUAUAAGGAUUAAUUAUUUUUGUACCUUUCGCAACUUUUGUGAAAAUUAAACUAAACCAAAAAAAAAAACUGCUUGGUGGAAAUGGGCUUUGGCAACGCAGCAGCAGGCCUUGUAUUUGGUACCACAAUAACUUUACGGUAAAAUGGUUAAAUAACUCCAUUUGGGGAAAAUAAUGUAUCAACAACCCAUUUGCCGAUGUAUGCUGUAUAAUAUUUAAGCAUAUUUUCUUAAAAAUCAACCUAUCUUUUUAUUGGUUGUCAUGGAGAAGAGAACUUGCUGCUUGUAUUAUUAGACGUGAAUAGUAUUUCUUUUGUUGUGUACUGUGCAGCUAUUUGUCUCAGGCAGUGCAGAGGAUUUGUGUGUAUGUUUACCUGAACAUGAAUGAAAGUCAUUGAACGUGGACUGAGAAACCUUACUGUUUUUAGAGUAAAUAAAACCGUUUUAUAAGAUU
Messenger RNA from Syngnathus typhle (broad-nosed pipefish), 2786 nucleotides. RefSeq names its product beta-1,3-galactosyltransferase 1-like. Gene Ontology annotation, molecular function: N-acetyl-beta-D-glucosaminide beta-(1,3)-galactosyltransferase activity. The transcript is spliced from 4 exons. Gene Ontology annotation, cellular component: membrane. Lineage: Eukaryota; Metazoa; Chordata; Actinopteri; Syngnathiformes; Syngnathidae. Bases 533 to 1519 code for a protein of 328 amino acids. The record is from RefSeq and is a predicted model, not a curated record.